Molecule: messenger RNA, 195 nt
Organism: Cooperia oncophora
Lineage: Eukaryota; Metazoa; Nematoda; Chromadorea; Rhabditida; Trichostrongylidae
Source: the annotation of a GenBank genome assembly
AUGAGCUCUGCUGAAGAACUUGCAGCUGAGUACGAGAAGGACGGUGGACCGGAAUUCACCGGCUCUUCUGGCAAGCGAUCCAAGGCUGAGCGAGUGGAGCACAAACAUAGCAACCCAGGUGGUGAUACGAGGAAAGUAGUGCAGAUUGCCCAAAACGGCGAAGCGAAAAGAAGAGAGCAACAACUCCACAAAUAA